Peromyscus maniculatus bairdii (prairie deer mouse) is the source of this 3778-nucleotide messenger RNA. It is a transcript of the gene Nt5e, whose product is annotated as 5'-nucleotidase ecto. Gene Ontology annotation, molecular function: nucleotide binding; 5'-nucleotidase activity; metal ion binding. The record is from RefSeq and is a predicted model, not a curated record. Gene Ontology annotation, cellular component: plasma membrane. NCBI's taxonomy places the organism in Eukaryota, Metazoa, Chordata, Mammalia, Rodentia, Cricetidae. Gene Ontology annotation, biological process: AMP catabolic process.
CCCUCCCUAUUCCGCCCCGCAGCCUAGCGGAGGCCGGGUUGGCCGGAGCUUGCCGGCUCCGGGCCAGUCCACCAGCUCAACGCGCUCUAGCCAGCCAUGCGUCCUGCGGCCGCUCCUGCGCCCAAGUGGCUGCUCCUCUCGCUGAGCGCGCUGCUGUCGCUGUGGCCCGUAACCAGAGCCUGGGAGCUCACGAUCCUGCACACCAACGACGUGCACAGCCGGCUGGAGCAGACCAGCGAGGACUCCACCAAGUGCCUCAACGCCAGCCAGUGCGUGGGCGGCGUGGCGAGGCUCUACACCAAGGUGCAGCAGAUCCGCAGGGAGGAACCCAACGUGCUGCUGCUGGAUGCUGGCGACCAGUACCAGGGCACCAUCUGGUUCACCGUUUACAAAGGUCUCGAAGUGGCACACUUCAUGAACACCCUGCGCUACGAUGCCAUGGCACUGGGAAACCACGAAUUUGAUAACGGUGUGGAAGGACUGAUUGAUCCUCUCCUCAGAAAGGUCAAGUUUCCAAUCCUGAGUGCAAAUAUUAAGGCACAGGGGUCGCUAGCACCUCAGAUAUCCGGACUGUAUUUGCCAUAUAAAGUUCUUUCUGUCGGUGGUGAGGUUGUUGGGAUUGUUGGAUAUACGUCAAAAGAAACCCCCUUCCUCUCAAAUCCAGGGACAAAUUUAGUCUUUGAAGAUGAAGUCACCGCAUUGCAACCUGAAGUAGAUAAACUAAAAACUCUAAAUGUGAACAAAAUCAUUGCCCUUGGACACUCUGGUUUUGAAAUGGAUAAACUCAUUGCUCAGAAAGUGAAAGGCGUGGACAUUGUGGUGGGAGGACACUCCAACACCUUUCUUUACACAGGAAACCCGCCUUCCAAAGAAGUGCCUGCCGGCAAGUACCCAUUCAUAGUCACCUCCGAUGAUGGCCGGAAGGUUCCUGUGGUCCAGGCCUAUGCUUUCGGCAAAUACCUGGGCUAUCUAAAGGUUGAGUUUGAUGACAAAGGGAAUGUCAUCACUUCACACGGAAACCCCAUUCUUCUGAACAGCAGCAUCCCCGAAGAUCCAACCAUCAAAGCAGACAUUAACCAAUGGAGGAUAAAGCUGGAUAAUUAUUCUACCCAGGAACUGGGGAGAACAAUCGUCUACCUGGACGGCUCCACUCAGUCAUGCCGCUUCAGAGAAUGCAACAUGGGCAACCUGAUCUGUGAUGCUAUGAUUAACAACAACCUCCGACACCCAGAUGAAAUGUUCUGGAACCAUGUGUCCAUGUGCAUUUUAAAUGGAGGUGGCAUCCGGUCCCCCAUUGAUGAGAAGAACAACGGCACAAUCACAUGGGAGAAUCUGGCUGCUGUACUGCCCUUUGGAGGGACGUUUGACCUGGUCCAAAUAAAAGGUUCCACCCUGAAGAAGGCUUUUGAGCACAGCGUGCAUCGCUAUGGCCAGUCCACUGGGGAGUUCCUGCAAGUGGGUGGAAUCCAUGUGGUAUAUGAUCUUACCCGAAAACCCUGGAACAGAGUGGUGCAAUUAGAUGUUCUUUGUACCAAGUGUCGAGUGCCCACUUAUGAGCCUCUGGAAAUGGAUAAAGUGUAUAAAGUGACGCUCCCGAGCUACCUCGCCAGUGGUGGAGAUGGAUUCCAGAUGAUAAAAGAUGAAUUAUUAAAACAUGACUCUGGUGACCAAGAUAUCAGCGUGGUUUCUGAAUACAUCUCAAAAAUGCAAGUAGUUUACCCAGCCGUUGAAGGGCGGAUCAAGUUCUCUGCAGGAAGUCAUUACCAGGGAAGCUUUCCUUUAGUAAUUCUUUCAUUUUGUGCAGUGAUCCUUGUUUUGUACCAAUAAUGAACAGGAAGUCUCCUUGUCCUUGAUGUCAAACUACAUUUUUCUUCCAGUGAUAUUCAAAUCUGCCUCUGGAGACCUGGCUUUGUAAUGGUGUUUACCAUCCUCAAGGCUCAUAGCCGACGCUCAGAGCACUUCGCAAGGAAGAAACUAACUAGAACAUCGUUUGUCAGGGCCAGCAACUCAGUGAGCAGAUAGAAAGUCUGAACCAACAGGGUUCUUUUCGGGAGUGGGGGAAGAAAACAACUAGAUGUAAUUUACAUAUCCACGUAACGGAUUUGAACCACAAAAAUAAUUCUUCACUUUCUAUUCAUUUCUAAUCCAUCAAACAACUAAUGUUUACAUAGAACUUGAUCAUUGCCAGCUGUGGUGGCGCAUGCCUGUAGUCACAGCACUUGGGAGGGAGAGGAGGAUGGCUGCCAAGGUCCAGGUCAGCCUGACCUAUAUAGAGUUUGAGCUAGUCAGCUAGACAUCAAGACUCUCACAAACAAAAACUGUUAUAAUUUACAAGGAAAUUUUUGUAGAUAAGUGUUGGUUCUUCUGUGUGAUACGUUAGCAGAAAGGAUUGACAUGUUCAAGGCCAUAUAUCCCCAAAUGAUACAUUUAAGACCUGUCUAGGUCUUUUGACCUCAAAUCCAAUAGUCCCUCCUACAUCAAGUCUCCUUUCUUCCUGCCGAUGGCCCCAGAUGACAAAUCUCUGGUUUAUUUCUGCCCACCAUACACCCCUUUCUUUCGGGCUUCUGUUGUCUACCAAUUUUGAAAGACUGGAUCCUGGACAGGAUCCUGUCUUACAACACCAUGUGCCUUUGAUGAGUCAUCGACACACUGGCAGUUAGUCAGGGGGCAGCGGAGAAAGGGAAGGGAGGGUGUGCCCAGGACUGGUACAUCGCAGGAGAGAGGAUGGGCAUUUACAUGUGUUAUAUAAACACUUGCAAAGGAGCAGAGCAUGAUUCCAAAGCGUAACAUUGGUUCUUGUUAAUUCUUGUGGGAUUCCAAAAGCCCUGCCCCCUCUCUCCUUCCUUCUUCCUCACAUGGAGGUGUCAUGAGAGAGCUUUCUAAAACGAACUGCAAUUCUAAACCUGCACCUGUCCUGCCCCAGAUGCCAACACAGCUCUCAAUCUAGUCACACUAUGUACAUCAUGGAAAGAUCAAGCGUUCUGGAAGGCAAGAGUGAUUGCAAGAAGCGGUGUACAUAAAUGUUGGAUGUCACUGAGACUCAAAUCCCAAGCAACCACUGUAAGGCGUACUCCAGUCCAGAUAUGAGAGUACCAACAGGACAGUGAGCCCUAAGCGAUGCCCAAGAGAUACGCAGACUGAUGAAAUAAUCUAUGCCCACAGAAUACCUGACCAAGAUGGUCCUGUGACCAAGGGUAAUCAAGAAAUGGGAGCCUUCACCUUAGCCACGAAACAGCAGCUAGACGUCUGAACAGAGGACACAUUUCCUGGUGUUUACAAAUGUUAAGUACUCUUGACACAACAUUUUAAAAUUUCCAAUCCUAGACCAGGUGGCGGUGGCACAUGCCUUUAAUCCCAGCACUUGGGAGGCAAAGCCGAGUUCGAGGCCAGCCCAGUCUACAGAGCAAGAUCCAGGACAGGCACCAAAACUACACAGAGAAAACCUGUCUCGAAAAACAAAAAAAAAAAAAAAAAAAAAAAAAAAAAUUCCAAUCCUUUUAUGAAGUUUGUUGCAGUAAAACAAUGCCUUCAGCUCUACGAAUGUAUAGACUAGUUAGAAAUGUCAAAAAGACUGUGUAAAAAAAUAAAGGUGCAUUUGAGGUAUAUUUUUAUUCUUGGCCAGUAAAUAAGAAAUCUUAUUACAGCAUAAUUUUUUAAAGAACAUUUUGUAAUUUUUCUAAAUAUGUGUAUAUAUGUAUUAUGCCACAGUGUUGGGAAAUGACCCUGGACUACUUUGUGAUUGUAAAUUCCAAACAAUAAAACUGAAGAUAUACUCCUU